Molecule: messenger RNA, 3649 nt
Organism: Rhinolophus ferrumequinum (greater horseshoe bat)
Lineage: Eukaryota; Metazoa; Chordata; Mammalia; Chiroptera; Rhinolophidae
Gene: CDK5R1
Product: cyclin dependent kinase 5 regulatory subunit 1
Exons: 2
Coding region: 297-1220 (307 amino acids)
Biological process (GO): activation of protein kinase activity; positive regulation of cyclin-dependent protein serine/threonine kinase activity; brain development
Cellular component (GO): cytoplasm; protein kinase 5 complex
Molecular function (GO): protein kinase binding; cyclin-dependent protein serine/threonine kinase activator activity
Source: RefSeq, a predicted model, not a curated record
ACGGCCGAGCGGGGGGCGGGGCCGCGACGCCUGCAGAACCUUGGACAGAAGCUCCCGACGCCGCCGCCGCGCACGAGCCCCACCGAGCGCGGCUGAGCGCGGGGACCGCGGCGCGCAUUGCAGAGGGCGCGGAGCGCAGGAGCCGCCGUCGCCAGAUCCAAAGGGGCGGCACGCGCCCCCAGGAGCGCCCUGUCUCCUCUCCUGGGCCACCGCGGGCUUGGUGAGCUGUUUUUUCCCUCCGGCCGGCAGGCUGGGCGCGCAGGGGCGCGGGCCCCCGCCCGGCGCGCAGCGGCACCAUGGGCACGGUGCUGUCCCUGUCCCCCAGCUACCGCAAGGCCACGCUGUUUGAGGAUGGCGCGGCCACGGUGGGCCACUACACGGCCGUACAGAACAGCAAGAAUGCCAAGGACAAGAACCUGAAGCGGCACUCCAUUAUCUCCGUGCUGCCGUGGAAGAGGAUCGUGGCCGUGUCGGCCAAGAAGAAGAACUCCAAGAAGGUGCAGCCCAACAGCAGCUACCAGAACAAUGUCACCCAUCUCAACAAUGAGAACCUGAAGAAGUCGCUGUCGUGCGCCAACCUGUCCACAUUCGCCCAGCCCCCACCGGCCCAGCCGCCCGCCCCCGCUGCCAGCCAGCUCUCCGGUUCCCAAACCGGGGUCUCUUCCUCCGUCAAGAAGGCCCCGCACCCUGCCGUCACCUCCGCGGGGACGCCCAAGCGGGUCAUCGUCCAGGCGUCCACCAGCGAGCUGCUACGCUGCCUGGGCGAGUUUCUCUGCCGUCGGUGCUACCGCCUGAAGCACCUGUCCCCUACGGACCCUGUGCUCUGGCUGCGCAGCGUGGACCGCUCGCUGCUUCUGCAGGGCUGGCAGGACCAGGGCUUCAUCACGCCCGCCAAUGUGGUCUUCCUCUACAUGCUCUGCAGGGACGUGAUCUCCUCCGAGGUAGGCUCCGACCACGAGCUCCAGGCUGUGCUGCUGACCUGCCUGUACCUGUCUUAUUCCUACAUGGGCAACGAGAUCUCCUACCCGCUCAAGCCUUUCCUAGUGGAGAGCUGCAAGGAGGCCUUUUGGGACCGCUGCCUCUCUGUCAUCAACCUCAUGAGCUCCAAGAUGCUGCAGAUCAAUGCCGACCCACACUACUUCACACAGGUGUUCUCGGACCUGAAGAACGAGAGUGGCCAGGAGGACAAGAAGCGGCUCCUCCUAGGGCUGGAUCGGUGAGCCCUGUAGCCUGCAUAAUGGCUCAAGGAUUCAAUUCAUUUUUAAAAAUUUAUUAAACAAAUCAGAUUUUAUGUACAGUAUGUCUAUCAAAGCCACCAAGGGCCUCUCCUGGCCCACCUUCUCUCCUUGGGGUUUUCUUCAGCCCUGCCAAGAAUUCUGGGCGUUUUUGAACUCCAGAACCUUGUGCAAAACCCAGAAGAUGUAUUCAGAGCCACCCAGGCCCCUGACCUCCUACUUUGGGGAAUUCAAAGGACUGACCUGCUUCUGCCACCUGCGCCCUUGCUGGACCAGGGCAGGUGAGGCUGUCUGCUGCUCCUUGCCUGGGAGCUGGAGAGGGGCCUCUGGCCAGGUGGCCCAAGGAAGAGUGAGCGCUUCUGGUUGGAGGCCCUGUUCUGGCUCCUGUUUUGGGUUGUCCGUUCUCCCAGAGGCUCCUGGAGCAGCCGCCUUGACUGAGCUCUGCCGUGGGUUGUGAGGCAAGAUGCUGCUUCAGUUGAAGAGAAGCCGGCCUGAUGCCCAGAUUGCGUCCUGUUGUUUGGCCGUACACAACCCUGGUUUGCUCUCUUUUCUUUUUUAGGGAGAAGGGCUUUCCUGUAGUGGAGACACGGAACUUGUCCCCCAGCCCCCUUGUCCCCUGCUCCCAGCUGUGUUGGUAGUAUUGGUUAAUGAGCUGGUUUGACUCAUGAAGUUCUUUUAUUUUGAGUCCCAGCUAAAGAGGUUGGGGUGAAGCUGGGGACAGCUCCUUUACUGGGUGAAUUUUUCCUUUGGAUAAUGCAGCUCAGUCACCCUGUGGGGAAGGCCAGGACAGCUGCAGUUGCCCAUUAUCAACCACCUGCCUGCUGGGCAGGUCGGGGUGCCAUGCCUGAGACUAAGCCAGUGCCCACCGAAGGGCUAAGGCCUCUUGCUGGUGCACAUGACAUUUGUUCUGCAGAGCUGGAGGGUGGGGGGUGGUCAUGAUGUACCCUCACCCCUACCCCUGUUAAUUUAAAACUGUUCCCAAACAGUUCAGUGUCUUCUGAAGAUGAAGCCUUGCCCAGCGAGGCCUAGUGAGACAGCUGGAUCUUGGGGACAAUUACAAGACAGGAGUAGAACUCCUGAUUGCUUUGGAAGCCUGCUGGUUCUACAACUGAUCGUUUGCAGCUGCUGGUUUGGGUUUCGAAUUUAGUGGCUGUAAAAACACAUGAUGUGUACUUAAUCAAUUUUCUUCCUACGUCUCCCAGAUUGGUGGCUUGGGACUUGGGAAAGGACCAGGAGAAGGGAGCAGUCUUCCUCCAUGGCCCAUCACUCCGGCUUUGGGGAACAAAGACCAGUGUGAAUGCUAUAGAGAAUUCUCUCUGCCCAAUCCCCCAGGGAGUGUUGGAAUGGGUGGCUGGGAGGGGGGAGGGAAGCCAGAGGGUCGUUUUACAUAGGAUUAGGUCCCUGGUGGCUGCCAAUUUCAGCACAAGCACUACUGAAAUUCACAUGAAAAGAAAGCUGUGAAAUUGAGGUCCCAGUUUAAGAGCCCUGGAGCAGAGCUUGCUGGGCCCGAGGUAUGCCCGGAUGUGAGGAAGAGGGCCUGGCUGGGCCGGAGCAUUUGCCCCAGCUGUGCCUCAAGGCCCACGUGCCGAGCCAUUCCUGGGAUGGCCAGAUGAUCUGAUGCAGAGCUGGAAGGAACCUGCGGCUGCUGGCACAGACUUCACGAAUGCAGCGCCUCUUCUCUGCUGGAGUUGUCACACAGCCUGUCUGUUCAGAUCCUGCUGCCACAGGCGACCUGAGGUAGGAGGCCCUCAGGGGCAGCGGCACCGGAGGCAUGGAAGAGGCUGGUUCAGGUGCCGAGUUUCAAGAGGGGUGUAUGUUUGCAGUCACUCGGUUGGCUGGCUGAACUUGGCCUAAAACUGUGCAGUUACGUUGCAUCCACAGGAUUCCAGUUUUGUGUGUUUCCUUCUCUUGCUCUAUAUUUAUUUUUUUAGUUUUUGGAGGAGGUGCAAAUUUCAGGAGUGGUUGGGGACUAAGGAAGUAACUGGUUCUAUCAAUGUGAAUGAAGCCUGUCCUGCUGUCCUCCCUCUUGUACUGGCCUUCAGUAUUGUGUAAAGGAACUGAGACACUUAAGUGUGAAAGCAAUGAACCCAUUUGACAUGCUGCUAUGAAGACUACUUUUAGGACAACAACAACAAAAAACAAAAAAAAAGGAAAAAGGAAAAAAACUAACCAACAACAAAAAAACCCCCUUAUUCUUUAAUUGUUGCUUUUACAGUGAUAUUGUGCAUGCAGACCAGGAACAUUUUGUGUCGUAAGAAAAAUAAUCUUAGAACAGAUGGCUGUGAAAAUUAUACCCGUGCACAGAACAAGUCACAGGAAUAAUAGUUCAGGAUUUGGUUUUACUCUUUCUUGUAAAGCUGAAGGGUUGAUAUAUUCUUUCCAUGCAGUUAUUAGAAUUUAGUUUUGUUCCAACA